UUCUCAUUAUUAUUAUUAUUAUGACGUGUCAAGCUUUCCCUUCAGUGUGAAUUGAGUGAUUUUAACUUUACAAAUGAAAAGACAUUUUCACAGACGUUUGUCUCGAGAUUUUUCUUGGAUUAAACGUGCAAACUGCACCAAAACAACAAUGCAACGGUGCAAUUUUGGGAGAGCGUGCAAGGCCGAGAAAGAGAGAGAGAUCUUGAUCGAGCUAAGUAUUCACUCCUCCUCCUCCUCCUCUUUUCUCUCCCUUCACUUGUUAAUUUGAUAAGAUUCAAUCGCACUGGUUGACCGGCGGACAGCAGCGACUGCAGCUCUUUUUUGACGUGAUGAGCACGCUUCAAGUCACAUUAUAAGUUUUUUUUCUUUCUUUUUUUUUAAUUGUCGCACAAGUGCACCCCAACUUGCCUUCGUUCCGGUGAGUCGGAUGUGCAGCUUCCAGGAGAGAAUAUGUACCAGGGAAUCAUGAGCACCAGCAGCACCGGCAGCACCGGCAACCACGGCGGUCACGGCCAGCCUUCGUACGAGGCCGCCGGCUUCCUGCACAGCAGCAGCUCGUCGUCGGCCACGUCGCCGGUCUACGUGCCCACCACCCGGGUGGUCACGCAGAUGAUCCCUGGGCUGCCCUACCUGCAGUCGCCCGGCGCGUCGCAGCCGCCGGCCUCCGCUCACUCCGGCUGGGCUCAGCCGGGCGUCGAGCCCUCGUACAACCACUCCCCGGUGUCGCCGCGGUUCACUUUCUCGGCGAGCCCGCCUCUGGCCUCGGUCGGGCCCAAGGACCAAGCGGCGGCGGCUGCUGCUGCGGCGGCGGCCUCCUCCUACGGUAACCCGCUGGGCAUCUCUGCAAACGGCCGAGCAGAGCACUACGGCGCCCGGGGGCUCGGCGGCGCCUACCACAGCCCCUACCCGGCAUACAUGAGCACCAACAUGGGCGGAACGUGGUCGGCGUCCCCUUUCGAGAGUUCCGUGCUCCACGGCCUGCAGGCAGGUGCUGCGACGGGCGGCGGGACUCGACACCCCAACAUAGAUCUUUUUGAUGACUUCGCCGAGGGCCGAGAGUGCGUCAACUGCGGGGCCAUGUCCACGCCGCUGUGGAGGCGGGACGGCACGGGCCACUACCUGUGCAACGCCUGCGGCCUUUACCACAAGAUGAACGGCAUCAACAGACCUCUCAUCAAGCCCCAGAGGCGACUGUCGGCCUCCCGGAGGCUGGGCCUGUCCUGCACCAACUGCCACACCACCACCACCACCCUGUGGCGACGCAACGCAGAGGGAGAGCCCGUGUGCAACGCCUGCGGCCUCUACAUGAAGCUGCACGGGGUCCCGCGGCCGCUAGCCAUGAAAAAAGAGGGCAUCCAGACCCGCAAGCGCAAACCCAAGAACCUGAACAAGAGUCAAACUGGGGCUCUAAGCAACGAGGGGACUCCGACGGCACCGAGCAGCACUCCCCGGGGCCCCAGCUCAUCCUCCUCCUCCUCUUCCUCCUCUUCGGCCGUUUCCGAGGAAGCCCGACAGAUAAAGACGGAACCGGAGACUCUCAGUUUGUACACCCACAACGGCGCACACUCGCAGAUCUCAGCUCUGCCCGCCUACAUGACGGCUCCAGGCGGAAGCCUGGCCCUCAGGAUGUCCCCCGGGGGUCACGGCGGCUCUUCGGGCUCAAAGGCCGAGCCGUGGAACAACCUCAUCCUAGCGUAGGACCAAGACGUGCGUGGGUGGGCCGACGGGGGCGGAGCGCUGUGACAAGGUUCAAUUUUGACAGAUGAUUGAAUCGCAAGGCUCCACGUCCAAUUCCAUUUGUGACACAAUUAAACAGGUCAGAGUUCAAUGUCCAGGUCAGUAUUGACGCAUCUACUCAGGCAAAGUCGCACACGCCGAAGGUGACGGGCGUCAACUACAGCGGCAUUUGUAGAAAAGUUGCUACGUUUUCCCGUUACGUGGCCAGGCGUUGGCAUUUCUCGUCACAGAAUAUCCAAAUAUUAUCUUCAAGUGCUUUAAAGCGAUAGCGAUUGUAUCAUCACGUCCAUUAUCAAGAACAUUUCGGUAUGGAGAAAUGACACAAAGUGGCAAAACUAAAUUGUUGCCUUUUUUGUACACAAAAAAUAGGGCCCGCCCUUUAUGUCAUUGUCUACUAUUUUGAAAAAAAAAUUGAUUUACACUCUCACUGUUGGGAUCCUGUUAUACAAUAGUAUUUAUUUCCAAACAUAGUGACAUAAUCAGUUCAUUAUGAAGCAGCUUAGUAGGCUCAAAGUUUCAUUGUGUAGAAUGAUUGUAGAGUAUUUCUGGUGGCAAGUGUGUAAAUGUGGUAUAUUAUAGAAAAGCCGCAACUUUUACUUACAUUAAUGUAAAGGCUCUUCACUCCAGUAUCAAAAGUUCAAAACAAAACAAAAA
This is a messenger RNA of Syngnathus acus (greater pipefish), 2391 nucleotides long. RefSeq names its product GATA binding protein 4 (gene gata4). The record is from RefSeq and is a predicted model, not a curated record. Gene Ontology annotation, molecular function: RNA polymerase II cis-regulatory region sequence-specific DNA binding; zinc ion binding; DNA-binding transcription factor activity, RNA polymerase II-specific. Bases 451 to 1698 code for a protein of 415 amino acids. Gene Ontology annotation, biological process: negative regulation of transcription by RNA polymerase II; cell fate commitment; positive regulation of transcription by RNA polymerase II. NCBI's taxonomy places the organism in Eukaryota, Metazoa, Chordata, Actinopteri, Syngnathiformes, Syngnathidae. Gene Ontology annotation, cellular component: nucleus. The transcript is spliced from 6 exons.